CGCAUGCAUACACACACACAGACCUGUGAGCCCCGCUGUGGACCGAGGGCAGAGCAGGAGCCAUCUCAGUCAUUACCUUGUUCUCAGCAUCACUUGGCCCAGGGCUGGGCAUAGCGUGUGCAUCUUGGAAUGAACGAACAGAGGGAUGUUUUUGAACAACUAUGCUGAGCGCUUCAGAGGGAGCCAGCCACAGGUCAGAUUCCAUCUCCACCUGCUGAUCGACUUGCCUCUCUCCUUGAGCCUCAGCUUUCUCAUUCCAUGAAACAGAAAGUUACGCAUGGUGGAUAUGGGAUGAGGUAUUGGGACAAGGUAUUACCGACCUCCUUGCCUGGCCCAAGGGGGAUUGCUCAAUCCGAGGCUGCUGUGACUGUUGUUUUUGCUGUUAUAAUUACUGCCUUGCUACUGACAGGGAAGAAGAGAUGUAAAGGGGUCAAGGGAGGAGUCUUGAGAAACCCUAGGAAGUUCCUCAGUCACCCUGGAAAACUGGUUCAACCAGCUUCUGUGCAGAUCAUCCUUCAUCUGAAGGAGCACAGGUGAGGCCUUGAGCCUAUGGAAAAGGGGUGCCAGGCUGGGCCAGCCUCAGCCAUGUCUCAGAAGCACCCCGGGAUUCCCACUGAGCGGGCUCACUUCGGAUAGCCAGGGGCCCACCCUCGGGCCCCCUCGGCGUCCAGUAGGUGGCCCCUUGGCAUCUCCAUAGGACACCAAGAUGGAGAUUCCUGCUGGGUCCCAGCACGCCUUCCCCAAGAGCCUCCUUCUCUCAGCCUCCAUCCUGGCCCUCUGGGUCCCCCAAGGCUCCUGGGCAGCCCUGCGCAUCCAGAAGAUUCCGGAGCAGCCUCAAAUGAACCAGGACCUUCUCCUGUCUGUCCAGGGCAUCCCAAACACCUUCCAGGACUUCAGCUGGUACCUGGGGGAGGAGGCCAAUGGCGGCACGAUGUUAUUCACCUACAUCCCCAAGCUACUACGACCCCAGAGGGAUGGCAGCGCCAUGAAUCAGCGAGACAUUGUUGGCUUCUCCAAUGGCUCCAUGCUGCUGCGUCACGCCCAGCCCAAAGACAGCGGCACCUAUCAGGUAGCUGUCGCCAUCAACCCUUCCUGGACCAUGCGGGCCAAGACUGAGGUGCAGGUGGCCGAAAAGCCUAAGGAGCUGCCCGUUACCAACCUGCCUGUGAGUGCUGGGAUUGUGGCUGCUAUCGUCAUUGGAUCUCUUGCCACUGGGUGUCUGUUCGUCGGCACCAUUGCCUAUCUCCUGGUGACAAGAGGCUGGAGGGCUCAGAACCACAGGAUAACAGCCACAGAGAAACCAGAGCUGGGCCCCAGUCAUCGUGCUGGUGAUGACAGCAUCUAUGAAGCAAUACCAUCGCCAGUCCUCCUGGUGUCCCCUUGUGACACGGGGCCCAUGAGCACUGCCACGCCGCCAGACCUGCCUCUGCCCCCGCCCCCACCCCCACCGCCCCCACUGCCGCAGCCUGAGAACCACCCCUACCAGGAUCUGCUGAACCCCGACCCUGCCCCGUACUGCCAGCUGGUGCCCGCGCCCUGAAGGGGUCCCAGGUGAGGCCAGCCAAGGAGAGGAGACGCGUCAGACUCCCCCCCGCGCCUUGAACCCGCAGAAAAGCCUCCGCAGAGACGCAGCACGACUGGGGCCCCGAGGCUGUAAGGUCGACAAGAUGGACGCGGCCGUGGCUUAGGCAGCACAGCAGGAUGGUGACGGGCCUAGCUCCUCACCCCGCAGCGAGCGAACAGCACGCCCUGAGGUCUGGCCCUCCAGCAACCUGGCCUGGGCCCAUGCCUGGGAAAAGCAGGCUCUUGCUACCCCCGCUCCACUCCAAAGCCCCCAGAGGGUGGUCUCAGGCCUGCUUCCAGCCAGACUGCACAAGCCCCUGCUUGGCCGGGCUCCCUCUUCUCAACCCACAGCGCCCCACCCAGCUCUGUUGACCUCCCUAGAAGCCCCUUCCCCUGGGCUCCCCACCACACGUGCCCCAGAGCACAAGACACAUGACUGCAAGCUCCGGCUUCACGAACCUGUGGCCCCAGAGGACAGUCCAGGCCAGUUUCCAUGGCCGCCGGGGCCCCUUCCCUGUCCAGGCAGAUCCAG
This is a messenger RNA of Bubalus bubalis (water buffalo), 2095 nucleotides long. It is a transcript of the gene CEACAM19, whose product is annotated as CEA cell adhesion molecule 19. The transcript has 7 exons. Lineage: Eukaryota; Metazoa; Chordata; Mammalia; Artiodactyla; Bovidae. The record is from RefSeq and is a predicted model, not a curated record. Bases 707 to 1540 code for a protein of 277 amino acids.